Sphaerodactylus townsendi is the source of this 1651-nucleotide messenger RNA. RefSeq names its product transmembrane BAX inhibitor motif containing 4 (gene TMBIM4). Bases 224 to 940 code for a protein of 238 amino acids. The transcript is spliced from 7 exons. Gene Ontology annotation, biological process: negative regulation of apoptotic process. NCBI's taxonomy places the organism in Eukaryota, Metazoa, Chordata, Lepidosauria, Squamata, Sphaerodactylidae. Gene Ontology annotation, cellular component: membrane. The record is from RefSeq and is a predicted model, not a curated record.
CCUGUUUAUAUUCCAGUAAGGCUUCCGCCCCCUUCCUCUUCAAAGGGCGAGGGUGACUGUAAGCGGAAGUUCCGCCACCAAUAGAAGACAAAAGUUUGUGAAGGGGGAAGUGUAGAAAUCUGCGCGAUCGACGUUCUCUGCGAUCGAUUGGCAUUGUUUAUCCGGAAACGAAGAGGUUGUCGCCGAGAAGCUGAGAUCUUCACUACAUUAGACGGCAGCAAUAAUGGCUGCUGAGAAUCAAGGCUACCCGAAGACCUCCAUUGAGGACGAUUUCAACUACGGCAGCAAUGUGGCCUCGGCCAGCGUGCAUAUCCGCAUGGCUUUCUUGCGCAAAGUCUACAGCAUCCUUUCAGCUCAAAUUUUCUUGACCACAGUGACCGCUGCUGUUUUUCUGUACUCCACCACAAUUCGGACAUUUGUGCAUGACAGCCCUGGUGUACUUUUGCUGUCCUUGCUUGGUUCUUUGGCUGUGAUUGUGGCAUUAACUAUAUACAGACAUCAGCAUCCAGUUAAUUUAUAUCUUCUCUUUGGAUUUACCCUUUUGGAAGCACUGACAGUUGCUAUCACAGUGACUUUCUAUGAAGUAUCUGUUGUCCUGCAAGCCUUUAUUCUUACUACUGCUGUAUUUCUGGCUCUCACUGUAUACACUUUACAGUCUAAAAGGGAUUUCAGCAAAGCUGGAGCUGGGUUGUUUGCUUGCUUAUGGAUUCUUGUUCUCUCAGGCUUUCUUAGGCUCUUCUUCUACAGUGAAGUAGCUGAGCUGUUAUUUGCUGCGGCAGGAGCACUUCUGUUCUGUGGAUUUAUUAUCUAUGACACUCAUCUGCUAAUGCACAAACUGUCUCCUGAAGAAUACAUAUUGGCUGCAAUCAACCUCUAUUUGGAUAUCAUCAAUCUGUUUCUGCACCUGCUGCGUUUGUUAGAAGCAUUUAAUAAAAAGUAAUUGGAAGUUGUUCUUCAAAACUGAGAUUUGGCUAUAGUGUCUAAAGUUUAAUUUAAGACAUAGAAAACCAACAAUGUUCUCAAAGACUAAGCUUGUUUUUACAUUCCAGGGCUAUUGAGUGUAUUCAGUACAAAGGCUGUUAGAACUGUUAGUUAUGAUUCUAUUCUGAGAUCAGUUAAUUAUAUAUCACAGUCAUCUUGGCUGUUUUGCAAAGGUUUUGUUGCAUCUGUUUGCAUACUAUUCUUGAUUGAAAGACUGGUUCAUCAACCACCAAUUGUGUCAAUAAGCAGUAUUAACAUUCUAUUUUAUUUCUGCAGUAAUUGCCACAGAUGUGUCCUUUGAAAUUUACAAUUGUGUCUGAAUGUAUCUCCUUAAUUUUGCUGUUGCACACAGAAUAUUUAAAUAAGACAAACUUGUACUGAUUUUGAUCUUUUUGAAGGCUUGCCCUAGCAUUUUGAUUGAAGAAGUUAUUCCAAAACAUAGUUCUACUUCUUUUAACAUGUUUUAAUGUAAUUCUACUUAAAUAAAAUCAAUAUUCAUAUUCUCAGAUACCACUGUAUUUUGGAAGGAAUAAACUAAUGAAGUUAUAGUGUUCUUUAUAUGACUUGGUUCUGGAGGUAGAUAAUUGUCAGAAAUUUUUAUUUGCCACCAGUGUCUUCUAUUGUGAAGAUCUGCAGGUUGGUAAAAUUUUAAUAAAUGCAAAAAACAUUA